AUGGCACACUUCUCCCAAAUCACCAACAUAGCCGAAUAUGCAGCCUGCAUCAAAGCCACAGCAGGGAAAACUGUUCUACUAGCCUACUGGCCCGAAGACGAAACAACUAAUGAGGUGGCUACUGCCCUGCAAAAACUACUUCCGUCAACAUCCUACGAGCAGUACGACGUGGUCGACAUUUAUUGCUUCGACAUGUAUUCACUGCCAGAGCUAGGCAACAUGUUGGAUGUAAGCUUUGUACCGACGCUGAUGUGGUUCAUGGAUGGUGUCAUGGAUGCCAUCGUCUGGCACGAAGGCUGUGCGAUUGAGGGCGAGAGCGUGGAACAGGGUGUAAAGAGGGUUGUGGAUAGGAUUAAAGGAGGAGAUAUUGCAGGGGAGGACAGCGAUGAUGACUGGUAG
Alternaria atra is the source of this 399-nucleotide messenger RNA. RefSeq lists its product as uncharacterized. The transcript has a single exon. The record is from RefSeq and is a predicted model, not a curated record. NCBI's taxonomy places the organism in Eukaryota, Fungi, Ascomycota, Dothideomycetes, Pleosporales, Pleosporaceae. Bases 1 to 399 code for a protein of 132 amino acids.